Molecule: messenger RNA, 2399 nt
Organism: Hyaena hyaena (striped hyena)
Lineage: Eukaryota; Metazoa; Chordata; Mammalia; Carnivora; Hyaenidae
Gene: SREK1IP1
Product: SREK1 interacting protein 1
Exons: 5
Coding region: 149-616 (155 amino acids)
Molecular function (GO): nucleic acid binding; zinc ion binding
Source: RefSeq, a predicted model, not a curated record
CGCCAGAGGCCUUCCCCGGCUGGCAGGGAAGUCCGGCGGCGCUGGUAGGAGGUAGAGGCCAACCUCGCCGUUUGUGGUCCUCGCGGCAGGCUGGAGGCGAGCGUACUCUCGAAAGCCUACGGCUCCUGCGACCCCUCUUACCAGCUCCAUGGCAGUCCCAGGUUGCAACAAGGACAGUGUCCGAGCAGGCUGUAAAAAAUGUGGCUAUCCUGGUCAUCUGACAUUUGAAUGCCGCAAUUUUCUCCGAGUAGACCCCAAAAGGGACAUAGUUUUGGAUGUGAGCAGCACAAGUAGUGAAGAGAGUGAUGAGGAGAAUGAAGAACUGAAUAAAUUGCAGGCAUUACAAGAGAAAAGAGUAAAUGAAGAAGAGGAGAAGAAAAAAGCAAAAAGCAAAGAGAAAAUCAAGUUGAAAAAAAAAAGAAAAAGGUCUUAUUCAUCCAGUUCCACUGAAGAGGACACUUCUAAACAAAAGAAACAAAAAUACCAGAAGAAAGAAAAGAAAAAAGAAAAAAAGAAUAAGUCAAAAAGGGGGAAACACCACAAAAAGGAAAAAAAGAAGAGAAAAAAGGAAAAGCAUUCUUCCACCCCUAAUCAUUCUGAGAUCUCCAAAAAGUAACUGAAUCUUCGGCCUAAGCCAUUAAAUUUUAAAAUUUGGUUUUGGAAAUUAUUUCAUCUUCCUUGGAAUUUGCUAUAUAAUCAUGCUUUGCAAUAAAUCACAGCCUUUUCCAUUUGGACAUUUUUUUCAUAUAUGGGACCUUUGUCUUCUGGCAAUACAUUUUUAAUGUGCUUACUGUAAAGUAUUGAAUCAGUCUUAUUACUUGAUAGCCAUGCCCCAAGUAUGGAUAUUUAUACAUACAAAACACUUCAUUUUUGGUAUUCAUGACUGUGUCUGACUAGUGUUAUUAUUUUAUAAGCUGAUUGUAAAUGGCUUUACUACAGUCAACAUAGGUAAUCUACAUAGUAGUUAAUGAGUAUUGCUGAAUCAGGUGUCCACCUUCCAGUGAUAAAAUGAGGUAGGGGAUAAUGCUUUGCUCUUGACUGAAAAAUUUAAUAGGUUUAUUUCCUAUGGUAAUGUAUAAAGAUAGUGAAAUUUUUCACUGUCAUUUUUAAAUCUCAAAACUUUUUUGGAUGUCAUAGGAAAUGAAGCUGCUUCAUUGGUCUUAACUAGGACAUGUCAAGCGAAUGGUGUUGGCAGGAAGAUAAUGAAAAUACUUAUAAGGAAGUUUUACUAUUAACACGAAAUGCAGAGUGUCUAGUACCUGCCUCCUCUCUUAUUGUAACAAUUAAAAUCCUCUUCCUCUUUUACAAAGACAAGCAUAGUUCAGCCUCUCAGAAUCUUGCAGAGAUGAUCCCGUGUUGGGUAGAAUAUUUAGGACAGACGCCUGGGUGGUUUUUCAAAUGUGCCAUAUUGGCAUCUCUUAAAGUGAUACCUCAAACACAGAACUUUUUACUUAGGAGAAUGACAGCUAAAUCAUUAAUAGAACUGAUUUUUAUUGUAUUCUGUAUGUAAAUUUUAUGAAGCUUGUUUCUAUGAGUAAUGUGGAAAUUUUUUAUAAAUGUGAACAUAUAUAUUUAUUUGUCUAAAAUAAUUUGUAGUUUUGAAGCAGGUUUCACACUGAAUUUAUGGUUUCAAAAAUGACCAGUUUGGGGUGUUUCUUUCUUUUACUUCAGUCUUAGACCUAAAGAGCAGUGACAAAAAUUUAGGAUUAGGAAUUUUAUUCUGUACUUUUUAAAAUAUAAGAGCCAGGGAGUUGCAUCAUGAAAGCCUUUAUAUAACAAUGGAAAUUUUAUAUGGGUAAGCAUUUUCAAACAUAUAUCAGUAACUGUAAAUGUUUCUUACAUUUUUAAUUUCACAAUGAUCGGUAUUACUUACUGUGCUUGGCAUUUGAAUAUCCUUUAUGCCCAAUGAGUUAAGCACUCAGCAGCAUCAAACAUCAGUCACUUACCAUGGCACAGCACCAAAGAUUGCGUGUACCUCACUGUGGUGUGGUUAUAAAUUUUCAAAUUCCUAUUCUACAGACAUGGCUUCAAGCGAAUUCAUGUGAAAUCAGGUAAGUACAUGUAACCUCACAAACUGGAAACAUAUACUGAUUCUUCAUUCAGCUCCCCUUGCUAGCAUGACCUCACUCACACGGGGGGAGCUCAUAGCUUCUCUUAAUAUCUGCUUCCCAUGUUCAGAUCUAGGGAAGCUACACCCACAUCCCUCUUCUAGCUUUAUAGCUGAGGAAGCUUUCACACUUGUAGCUUUUCCAUCACAUAAUUUCAUCACGUGGCCUCUUCAGAAAGAAAACUCUUUUGUUUAAAUAGUUUAAUCAAAUGUUGGAAGAGAAACACAGAGUUUUUAGGUUUUUAAGGGUUUGUUUGGCCUUUGCUGCAUUUUUUGUAUUUUUUAACUGUAU